UCUCCUUUUCAUCACUGUCCAAACAACAUAGAAGAUAUUUUUAGAAUUAUUCGUUUAUCCUUGCUACCAAUUUAUACUAUUUAAACAAUUUCUACUCAUAAUUGAACCACACUUCAGUUUGCACUGAGCCAUCAUGGAUCAGAUCAAGCACAGCCAUGUAGAAGUAAGAGGACUAAAGCUACACGUGGCAGAGACCGGUACUGGUGCAAAGGUGGUGUUGUUCCUACAUGGAUUCCCAGAAAUCUGGUACACAUGGAGACACCAAAUGAUUGCAGUUGCAAAUUCUGGCUAUAGAGCACUGGCCAUUGAUUUCAGAGGAUAUGGACUAUCUGAUCAGCCACCUGAACCGGAAAAAGGCACCAUCAUCGACCUUGUUGAUGACGUUAUUGCCCUUCUCGACGCUCUUAGCAUCAGUAAGGUUUUUCUAGUUGGAAAGGAUUUUGGAGUGUUUCCAUUGAGCCUAUUAGUUACCUUACAUCCUGAAAGGGUGUCUGGCUUUGCAACACUGGGCAUUCCUUUCUUGUUCCCUGGCCUUAUUCCUGUCCAACGCCAUCUCAUGCCAAAAGGUUUCUACAUAAACAGGUGGCAGGAACCUGGGAGAGCCGAAGCUGAUUUCGGCAGUCUUGAUAUAAAGACAGUGGUAAGAAACAUCUACAUUCUCUUCUCUAGAGCCGAGGUUCCUGUUGCUAGAGAAGACCAAGAGAUCAUGGACUUAGUUGAUCCUUCCACUCCUUUACUGCCAUGGUUCUCGGAAGAAGAUCUUGCAGCUUAUGCAUCUUUGUAUGAGAAAUCAGGAUUUCGAUUUCCAUUACAAGUUCCAUACAGGUCUAUGAAAAUGAGUUGUGGUAUCACGGACCCAAAAAUCACAAUCCCAGCAUUGUUGAUAAUGGGAGAAAAGGACUAUGUGCUAAAAUUUGCAGGCAUGGAGGAGUACAUAAGAAGUGAGAAACUGAAGCAAUUUGUACCUGAUUUGGAGAUCAUCUACAUUGAAGAAGGCAGCCAUUUUGUUCACGAACAAUUUCCGGAGAAAGUGGAUGAGCUCCUAAUCAACUUCCUUAACAAACAUAUAUAGUAACCCGAGAGAUACCGUAACCUAAAUUCUUACAUGCAAUUCAAAUUGCAGCAACAGUAAUAUUAACAUGUAAUCCCAACUGAAGUGUAUCUCAAGUCCAUAAAACAGAGUUUCAGAGUUCGUAA
Molecule: messenger RNA, 1197 nt
Organism: Mercurialis annua (annual mercury)
Lineage: Eukaryota; Viridiplantae; Streptophyta; Magnoliopsida; Malpighiales; Euphorbiaceae
Exons: 5
Coding region: 134-1072 (312 amino acids)
Molecular function (GO): hydrolase activity
Source: RefSeq, a predicted model, not a curated record